Cydia strobilella is the source of this 2313-nucleotide messenger RNA. RefSeq names its product zinc finger protein ZFP2-like. The record is from RefSeq and is a predicted model, not a curated record. The transcript is spliced from 2 exons. Gene Ontology annotation, molecular function: RNA polymerase II cis-regulatory region sequence-specific DNA binding; DNA-binding transcription factor activity. Gene Ontology annotation, biological process: regulation of transcription by RNA polymerase II. The coding region runs from base 104 to 2101 and encodes 665 amino acids. Lineage: Eukaryota; Metazoa; Arthropoda; Insecta; Lepidoptera; Tortricidae.
UGGUGUCUGGUGUCGGAUGGAAAUAUCUAAAUAGCAGAAGUUAUUUAUUAUUGUGUUAAAUAAGAAUAAUAUAUUAUUUCUUUAUUCAAUUUACUUGGCUGAUAUGUCUGAGAAUAUACAACUAGUGCUAGUAAGAGAGGAAUCCGAAUAUGCGGAGAUAAAAGUAUUUGUUGACGCAAUAGACGGUCUUGCGCAGGAGUUCAUAGAAGAGGCGUCUGUGAAAACUAAGCCUGUAUCUAAUGUGUCGGUAUGUAAAAAAGACGAAUUCGUACAUGUUAUACCGCCGAAAAAGAUAGACAAUACACUUGCACGAGGGUGCGUGAAACAGAAAACCUCUGUGGAACCUACCGAACCUGACUUUCCCUGUGUAGAGGACGAUUUGCUUGUGACUAAUGAUGAUGUGUGUGUGAAAGAUGAAGUGAAACAGCACAGUAAUAUAAUACACGAUGUACUUGAUCACGAGCGUGUGAAAGAGAAAACAUCUGAUCAACAUGCCUUUGCUAGUACGGAGGAGAAUUCAAUUCUUGUACCUGAUCCUGCCUGCGUGAAGCAAGAAAGCGAAGACUCUACAUGUAAAGAGGAUAAUUUGCUAGUCAACCCUCACCCUGCACCUCUCAAAGAAGUUCAUAUCAAAGAGGAGCCGCAUGUGAAGGAGGAACCCAGCAGCAGUGAGAGUGUACUGAGCGAGGUUUGGGGAGACCUGUAUGCGAAGCAUGAGAUAAAUAAUGAACUGGUGCUGGGCUCUGAGGUGUGGGGAGACCUCUACGACAAGCAUGAGAUAAAGGAUGAUCUGGUGCUGGGCCCCGUUGUGAUGCAGCAAUCAAAAGCAAGUAGAGUUUAUGAUUCAGCACCAGUACAGCCCGGAUUAAAGGUAUAUCCUGGAAAACGCAAUCAAGGUUUAAGGGUAUACCCCGGAAGGCGUAACCCGCCUAUAUUAGAAUCAAGAAAGGCCGAACCUCCUAGAUACAUCGAAAAAGAGACUUUCUGGUGUUACAUUUGUGGAGAAUGUUUCACAUUAAAAUCGGCCUGGGCAAGUCAUACACUAGGCCACCGAGACUCACGCUUCCUCUGUGACAUUUGUAGGAUAGGAUUUAAAUAUAAGUACGAUCUUUUAAAUCAUAUAAGGGAACAUAUAGGGGACAAAUCAUUUACGCGCAGGAUAUCUAAUAAGAGAUUUACAUUGAAGACUUUAUUAAAAAAACUAGAAAUACCAUACGUGUGUGAAAUAUGCAAUGAUACGUUUCGGUUUAAAACAUAUUUGACUGCUCAUAGACGAACACACACAAGGGAAAAACCAUUUAAAUGUAAAAUAUGUGAAAAGGGUUUUAGUUCCACAAAGUCUUUGAAAGUUCAUUUACACAAGAUUCAUAAAGAAAUCCAUGUAAAAAGGAAAACAUAUUCAUGCGACAUAUGUAAUGAGAGCUAUGUUUAUUUAAAUGGACAGAACGGCAACGGAAAUAAGCCAUACUGCUGUAACGUAUGUAAAGAGCACUUUUGGCGUAAACGUAGUUUUAUAGUACAUAAACGAAUACACACAGAGGGCAAACCGUUUGGUUCUGUAAAACAAGUCCUGUGUGGAAUAUGUGACUUGACAUUUGCGACAACAGCCAGUGCUAACGUCCAUAAACUAACCCACUGUGGACACAAACCAUACGAAUGUGAUAUAUGUAAAAAGACAUUUAUCAGGAAAGGUAACCUAAACAGUCAUAAACAAGUACACAGUACAGAAACGCCGUAUACUUGCGACGUGUGUAAAAAAAAAUUUAAGCAUAAAAAUAAUUUAAGUCAACAUAAAGUAAUACACAGUGAAGACAAGCCUACUUGUGACAUAUGUAAAAAGAAAUUUUCCGCGAAAAGUUGUCUGAUUUACCAUUUGCGAUCUCACACUGGUGAGAAGCCGUUUUCGUGUGAUAUAUGUAAAAAAAAGUUUAGGGAUAAAGAUUAUCUCCCUGAUCAUAUGCGGAUGCAUAUGGGAUUGAAACCUCACAAGUGUAACAUGUGUGAUGCGCAAUUUUCUGCAAGAAGCGGUUUGUCCUGUCAUAAUCGAAUGUACCAUACUCCUAAAAAAACAAUGCAAAAACCAGUAUUCAGAAAAGAAUAGAAAAUGAUUUAUUGCCACAUACACAUACAAGAAUAGAAAAAAAAACAAAUAGGCCUUUAAUUUAAGCAAUUACAAGCAUAAUAUAAGUUAAAUUUCUUAUGUAUAAAAGAAAAAGAACAAUAGUGUAUCAAAAGGUCGUACAACAGUCACGUUUGAAUUUAGAAUCCCAUCUCCUUGUCAAAUGGAACGGGUGUGCGGAUCGCCAUUCCUAA